This is a messenger RNA of Fukomys damarensis (Damara mole-rat), 2556 nucleotides long. RefSeq names its product myelin basic protein (gene Mbp). Gene Ontology annotation, biological process: myelination. The transcript is spliced from 10 exons. Gene Ontology annotation, cellular component: neuronal cell body; cell periphery; internode region of axon. Gene Ontology annotation, molecular function: structural constituent of myelin sheath. The record is from RefSeq and is a predicted model, not a curated record. The coding region runs from base 46 to 1035 and encodes 329 amino acids. NCBI's taxonomy places the organism in Eukaryota, Metazoa, Chordata, Mammalia, Rodentia, Bathyergidae.
CCAGCUGUCCAGGAUCCCAGCUGCUGAAGAGCUGGUCAGUUCAGAAUGGGAAACCACUUGGGAAAGCGAGAGUUAAGCGCCGAGAAGGGCAAUAAGAAUGGUGAAACUAGCAGAAGAUCUGAAAUGAAGAGGAACCUUGGCGGACUUCCACAGACAGCCUCAGAAGAAAAUGAUGUGUUCGGAGAGGCAGAUGCGAACCAGAACAAUGGGACCUCGUCUGAGGACACGGCGGUGACAGACUCCAAGUGCACAGCGGACCCAAAGAAUGCCUGGCAGGACGCCCACCCAGCUGACCCAAGGAGCCGCCCCCACUUGAUCCGCCUCUUUUCCCGAGAUGCCCCGGGGAGGGAGGACAACACCUUCAAAGACAGGCCCUCUGAGUCCGAUGAGCUUCAGACCAUCCAAGAAGACACAGCAGCAGCUUCCGAGGGCCUGGAUGUGAUGGCGUCACAGAAGAGACCCUCCCAGAGGCACGGAUCCAAGUACCUGGCCACAGCAAGUACCAUGGACCAUGCCAGGCAUGGCUUCCUCCCGAGGCACAGAGACACGGGCAUUCUUGACUCCAUUGGGCGCUUCUUUGGCAGUGACAGGGCUGCGCCCAAGCGGGGCUCUGGCAAGGUACCCUGGCUAAAGCAGAGCAGAAGCCCUCUGGCCUCUCAUGCCCGCAGCCAGCCUGGGCUAUGCAACAUGUACAAGGACUCACACCAUGCAGCAAGGACGACCCACUAUGGCUCCCUGCCCCAGAAGUCACAGCAUGGCCGGUCCCAAGAGGAAAACCCUGUAGUCCACUUCUUCAAGAACAUUGUGACACCUCGCACACCUCCUCCAUCCCAAGGAAAGGGAAGAGGAUUGUCCCUCAGCAGAUUUAGCUGGGGCGCCGAGGGGCAGAAACCAGGAUUUGGCUACGGAGGCAGAGCUUCCGACUAUAAAUCCAAGGGAUUCAAGGGGGCCCAUGAUGCCCAGGGCACACUUUCCAAAAUCUUUAAGCUGGGAGGAAGAGACAGCCGGUCUGGAUCUCCCAUGGCGAGACGCUGAACCCCUGCCUGGUCCUUCCAGAGCCCUGUCCUCAGCUUCUUAAUAUAAUUACCUUAAACUUUAAUUCCAUUUGCAUGGAUUAGCUAGUUAGUGCAGAUGACCUGUCACCUAAUCCUGUUGAGUUGUGGGCCAGGCACACAGCACCCUAUUGGCAAUUUUUGGCCAACAGUUAAAUAGAAGAGAUGAAAGCAAACCUGGUGAAAACUGUCACUUUCCAGUGGAGAUGGACGUUCCUCCCUGCCCUGCACCACGCCCCAGUGCACGUCAGUCCGUUCUCCACAGGUCCCAGUGCACAGAUGCCCCUCUCAGCUCCCAGCUCACCCUCCCUCCCUCCUUGGACUUGCUUUUCACCCUUACGGGGCAUCCCUCAGGCUUUUGCCGACACUGCCAUUAAGGCACACCACUGUGGAACCGGAGAACGCGGGCAUGGGGGGACUGUUAUGAUCCAAGCUUCCUUUGUUUUCUUUCCCUGCCAUUCUCUCACUUCCUAGAGUACAUUUUAUUUUUCCUAACAGGAUUAGACAGUCAAAGAGUGGCUUCGAUCCGAGGGAGCUUUCGGUAUGUGGACGCGGGCUGGGCAGCUGUGAGAGUCCAGUGUGGGGCAGCACAGAGGGGGGCUCCGGGCUGGCUGCCCCCACACCCCACCAGCUGAAUUCGAGCGUGGUAUAGGGAGGGAAAGGAGGCAAAUGGGCUGGGCGAUGGCCCCAAACGAGAAACGGGAAUGUGGGAGAUUAGGUGCUAAAUAUGUUGCAUGUGUGGCCUCCAGAUGGCGCUGUCGCUCUGCACAGGGGCCACCUGAGCAACCGCUAUCAAGAAUCCCGUUUCCCCACCAGAGCCCAGGAGGAGUCUAGGGAGAUGGUGAAUCUCAGAGUGGGACCGCAGGAGUUCUCUGGGUGUUCUCACGGUGUCCUCUGGUCACUCCUUGAUGUUGGGUGUGACCACAUUCAUAGUCCACAAUGGCAGUGUUCACUGGCGCACACUAACGAGUAGUGAAAAGAUAACUCCCUGUCCUACAAAUGACCUUCCUUCGUGAAUGCCCUUGGAGAGUGCCCCUUCUUGAAUCACUAACAAAAAUGCAGGGCUGCAAAAAGCCUCUGAAUCGAACCUUUUCUAACUUCUGCUGACUCCUCCGUGCCCCUCACUGACCCACUGACCCCUGUGUUUUGAUUUAGCUCAUCUUUAGAAACCUUCCAAAGACUCCCACACUGGCCCCACUCUCCCUUAGAAGGAAGAUGAGGAAUAUAUAGUCUACAUAAUCCCAAAAUGCAUCUUUUUAAUGCCAUUCUAAUUCUGAAUGUUUAGUGUGGGUUCAAAGUAAUACCUAUUAAUAUAUUAGAAGAAAAGGGAACAAAAUUCUGGAAAUAAACCCUCCAAGUUUUCAAAAGAGCGCCUGCCCUCUCUUGUGCUGGUGUUGGCUGAGUGAACUCACCUGUGGCUACACCUGGGCAGCAGGGGCUGCGAAAUGGGGCCACAGGACCACGCACUGUUCUUGAAUAUUGAAAUAAAAUAAUAAACUUGCAA